UCAGUUGCUGCCACUCUGAAAAGUGCACAAUGCAUUUAUGUAUAAGCUCGAUAAUAUGGUGGUCAAAACAAAUCAGACGCUUACAUAUUCUGCACUAAAUUAAUUUAGUGUAGAAGAUUUAAUUUAUUGCAAAAUCAGGCCCAACGUUAAUUUUUUUACGUAUUUAUUUCAUACAUAAAUAUUGUGAUAAAUUGCUCUUGUGAUAAAAACGUUACAAAUAUAAAUGUUUUAAGCAGGAAGUAGAAUUAAAAUUUCUUAAGAAUCAAAAAAUAUUAAUUCUUUCGUGUAAAUGCGACGAAUGUGAAAAAGUUCUUUCUAAAAACUCUAUUUUUGGUCAAGUGAAAUAAGUCUGACACAGCUUUGGCGCUGAUUUAAUUGCAAAUUUUAGUUUGGAAACGACUCCAAAUUUUAAAAAAAUCUGAAUUAUGGGAUUUUUCUCUAUCGUGUUAAUAAUACUUUUCAGUGGUGUAAAAGUUGUCAAUUCACAGAUGAUGAACUGUGUAAAUCCGCCCCCCACGGUACUUACGGCUCCGUCGGGUAACAUAACCCAGCCCCCGUUCCCCUCUCCCGUGUGGAACGGGACAAUUUGUGGGGAUUUUUUCUGGACGAUUCAAGCCCCCGGAGAAUGUGACACGAUUACUUGGACGAUGGACAGCUAUUCUCUGGUCGCAGGUCUCGACAGGGUGGAGGUUUAUGACGGGACUUAUCCAGGUGGAACUAAUCUGGGACGAUGGCAGGGUCAACUGCAAGCGUCGGAUCCUGCAAAACCGGUCGUAACUUCGACGGGAAAUAUAAUGACGGUCUGGUUUAACACGACGGCGUAUCCAGGGGGCUCGAUUAACUUCGCAUCGCAUUAUCAAAUAAAUUCAAUCCCAUGCACCUCAAACUCCACAACGUGUCAAUUAACCAACCGAACCAAGUGCAAGUUGCGGCUGGGCAAGUAUAAAUCGGUGAUCGGGACUUGGCCAUACUUCAAGCUUGUUUGGUUUUGCAUCGAUUUCACGAAAAAAAACAAGAGGAAAUUCAUCUGUGAUCAAAAACUUCCAAUUUCCAAGUUACCAUUGAUUAUCGUCUUGAUUAAAAAAUUCAUGGCGUGGACGGCGGACAGUGGACGCGUUAAAAUUUUAUGAUUUUUUUAAUUUAAAAUUUUAAGUUUUUUAAAAAAUUCACUAACAUUGUGUGAUAUUAUAUUUCAAUGUUUUAACAAAUAAAUAAGUAGAGUCGCUAAAUUUU
Molecule: messenger RNA, 1233 nt
Organism: Folsomia candida
Lineage: Eukaryota; Metazoa; Arthropoda; Collembola; Entomobryomorpha; Isotomidae
Exons: 3
Coding region: 426-1130 (234 amino acids)
Source: RefSeq, a predicted model, not a curated record